Penicillium concentricum is the source of this 2406-nucleotide messenger RNA. RefSeq lists its product as uncharacterized. Bases 1 to 2406 code for a protein of 801 amino acids. Gene Ontology annotation, biological process: mitotic G2 DNA damage checkpoint signaling; mitotic DNA replication checkpoint signaling; DNA replication initiation. The transcript is spliced from 7 exons. Lineage: Eukaryota; Fungi; Ascomycota; Eurotiomycetes; Eurotiales; Aspergillaceae. The record is from RefSeq and is a predicted model, not a curated record.
AUGGCUGUUUCGAACAAAGACUACCCUCUGACGGGUGUAGUCAUUUGCUUUACUAAUGUGCAAAUUGAGAAGAGAACUCCAUUGACUCAAAUGGCGGAGCAAAUGGGCGCGAUGCACAGUAUCCACCUUACUUCAGACGUAACCCAUUUGCUUGUGGGUGACACGAACAGCGACAAGUACAAAUUCGUUGCAAGGGAACGGAAUGACGUGGUGGCAAUGAAACCGGAAUGGAUCGAGGCCGUACGACACUCAUGGACGCAGGGAGAGGACAUAGACAUAGAGGCACUUGAGAAACAGUUCAGACUGUCAGCAUUGCAUGGCCUCAAAAUCUGCCUGACUGGGUUCUCGGACCUUCCUUUCCGAGCCUACAUGCAGAAGACAACAGAGGAGAACGGGGCCGAAUACCGGAAAGACCUGACCAAAACCGUGACACAUCUUAUUGCGCGCAACUCGGACAGUGCCAAAUACAGAUUCGCGACAGAAUGGAAGAUCACUGUCGUUUCGGUACAAUGGUUUACGGACAGCAUCGAGCGUGGAAUGAUCCUGGACGAGGCGAAAUAUAACCCGCUAGUACCACCCGCAGAACAAGGCCUCGGUGCAUGGAAUCGAUCCUCGCCAACAGAGAGGGGGCUCCGUCGAACGGACAGCACUACCAAAGAGAACUCUUUGAAUCCAAGACCUCGAAAAUUACGCAGGAUUGCAAGUACCAAGCUGGUAGAUCAAAACGAAAGCAUCUGGGGGGAUAUCGUCGGAACAGGAUUCGAAAAUAACGAGACGACUGGACCCCAAAAGAACCCACAAGGACAAGGACCACCUGAAGCCUCGAAGCCUGUCAUACAGGCAUAUCAGUCAUUCGCCAGCGAAAGUACAUUUUCGGAAAGCAUCCAGUCUCGUCUUCCGCUACCAAUUGCUCCACCAAAAGACAAUGGAUUUCUACAUGCGACUUAUUUCUUCAUCAAUGGAUUUUCUCCCAAGCAGACAAAAGUUCUGCGUGAACAUCUCACUUAUAACGGAGCUCAGUUGGUGGAUUCACUGAAUGAGUUCUCCAGCCCUACUAUCCCCAAAACAGGACACGGGCUGUUUAUCAUAGUGCCGUAUCAGACUCCCAGACCAGAAGUUCCGUCAACGGAUGAAAUGGCCUUUGAAUGCGAGGUUGUGACAGAGAUGUGGCUGGAAAGGUGCAUUGAUGCUCGAGCUUUUGUUCCACCCGAGUCUCAUGUGGCGAGCACUCCGUUUCCCAAGUUCCCUAUACCAGGAUUUCCGGACUUGCGGAUUUGUUCCACUGGCUUUGGGCGUAUCGAUCUUUUACACCUACGCAAACUGGUAGAGUUGAUGGGCGCCACUUAUGGAGAUUUCCUGACGCAGAAAGCAUCCGUUCUGAUUUGCAAUGACCCCAAAACAGCCAGCGUCGACAAACUGCGGCAUACUGCCGAGUGGGGGUUCCAGCUGUGUCUGCUGACUGGCUCUGGAUAUCUAUUCAAACUGGCCAAAAAAAAGAAACUCGGAUCUUUGUCUGCUAAGCGAAAGCAGCCCGAGAGAAACCUUGAUGAACGGCGAGCGGAUUCACCGUACAAUAUCUCUACCGAGUCCACGAAUGGUAGUAGGACCGAGAAGCGAAAUUCAGGGAAGAGCGCUGUAACUCGAACAAUCCCCAUCGUUGGUGACGGCUUUGAGGCCGAUGCACCGAAACCCUCCGUUCCAGAGUCACGAUCUCCAACCCCGGCCAGGAUACCAGACGAACAAACCCCAGAGGAACCGAAUGACAAACAGAUCACGCCAAGUACCGACUCUGUACCACCGACUGGCCCAUCUGCACUAGAUACCGCUCUGAGCGGGCUCUUACAGCAAGCCCGGGCUGCCAAGUCACGACAGCAGUCCGAGAACACUACGACUUAUGAUGACGGAAAUCCACCCCGACGAAAGCGCAGGCCCCUCCUCGGCCGCGCCCCAUCCCACUCUUCAGCCCGAAUACUAGAAGGCCCGCGUCCCGUUUCACGCGCUAGCUCGAUCGACACACUCAACGACGACGGCCUCGGCAGCGCCUUGGAAAGUGCCCACCCGACUAGAGACAACUCCAUAUCCCGCAGUAACAGCCGUGUCGAACAGAGUCUGUCAUCCAUGCUCAGCGGCGGGAAAUUUGAUUUCCUGAAUGAUAAACUCCCAGCCCAUAAUGAGGACGAAGAUGAGGAAAACCAGGCACCGCAGAUGACGCAGCUGGAUUAUGAAGAUUCCGAUGCGGCUGCCAUGAGGGCUGAGUUCCUGAGGGAUGCUGGGAAGUUGUCUGGAAAGACAAUGAAGCCCGAUACCUCGGGCUUGCUUGUUGGUGAAGUCCGGGAGUUGGAGGAUAUUGGGUGGGGGUCUGGGCGGAGGACGAGGAAACAGCCUGUUAAACUAAAUGAUGAAUGA